This is a messenger RNA of Canis lupus familiaris (dog), 2641 nucleotides long. It is a transcript of the gene SCAMP2, whose product is annotated as secretory carrier membrane protein 2. Lineage: Eukaryota; Metazoa; Chordata; Mammalia; Carnivora; Canidae. Gene Ontology annotation, biological process: protein transport. Bases 125 to 1243 code for a protein of 372 amino acids. The record is from RefSeq and is a predicted model, not a curated record. Gene Ontology annotation, cellular component: trans-Golgi network membrane; recycling endosome membrane. The transcript is spliced from 10 exons.
GCGCCUGCGCCAGAACGGCCGCCUCGCUCCCGGAAGUGGAGGGUCUGCACGGAGAGCGCCGCUGGGUCUGGGCGCCCGGAGGCAGAAGUGCCGGCGGAGCUCGCUCCUCAGCCCCCCGACCGCCAUGUCGUCCGUCGACACCAACCCCUUCGCAGACCCGGUGGACGUAAACCCCUUUCAGGAUCCCUCUGUGACCCAGCUGACCAAUGCGCCGCAAGGCAGCCUGGCUGAGUUCAACCCCUUCUCAGAGACAAAUGCAGCGACAACAGUUCCUGUCACGCAGCUCCCUGGGCCCUCGCAGCCAGCGGUUCUCCAGCCUUCCGUGGAACCAACCCAGCCCACCCCCCAGCUCCUGCUUAGACAGGCCAGCAAGUUCCUGCCUACCAGAUUCCUGACAGUGAGUGAGCUCUCAGAGAGGCAGAUGCUACUAGGAGGAGAUAGUAUUCUCAGAGACAGCUACAUGCGAAAGCUUCCGAAGGCCGUGGCCUCCGCAGCCCAGGCAAGCCUGCUCCGGCAGCAGGAAGAGCUGGACAGGAAGGCAGCUGAGCUAGAGCGAAAGGAGCGGGAGCUGCAGAGCACGGUGGCCAGCUUACAUGUGAGAGAGAACAACUGGCCACCCCUGCCCUUCUGGUGCCCUGUCAAGCCCUGCUUCUAUCAGGAUUUCUCCGUCGAGAUCCCUGCCGACUAUCAGCGGAUAUGCAAGAUGCUCUACUAUCUCUGGAUGUUGCAUUCGGUGACUCUCUUUCUGAACCUGCUUGCCUGCCUGGCCUGGUUCUUAGUCGACAGCUCCAAGGGAGUGGACUUUGGCCUUUCGAUCCUGUGGUUGAUCAUGUUCACCCCCUGUGCCUUCCUUUGUUGGUACCGACCCAUCUAUAAGGCCUUCAGGUCCGACAACUCUUUCAGCUUCUUCGUGUUCUUCUUCAUAUUUUUUUGUCAAAUAGUGAUCUAUAUCAUCCAGUUGGUUGGCAUCCCUGGCCUGGGGGACAGUGGUUGGAUCGCAGCCCUGUCUACACUGAAGCAAGACCACUUGGCUGUGUCGAUCAUCAUGAUGGUGGUGGCUGGCUUCUUCACCCUGUGUGCCGUGCUCUCACUCUUCCUUCUGAAGCGGGUGCACUCCCUGUACCGCCGGACGGGGGCCAGCUUCCAGCAGGCCCAGGAGGAGUUUUCCCAGGGCAUCUUCAGCAACAGGACCUUCCGCAGCGCUGCCUCCUCUGCUGCCCGGGGAGCCUUUCAAGGGAACUAGUCCUGACUCUCCUUCUCUGCCCCAGCCUUUUCUCUCGCCUGCCUUCUAGCUGCACUUGCCGUGGGUGCCUUAAACAAUGGUUAUGCUCAGCACAGACCCAGGGAGGGUCUUGCCGGGGUCCUUCCUCCUUCCUCAGCCACCAGCUCUCCCAUUUUGCCCAAGGGAAGCGGAGGGAGGGACAGGGCUUUUUUUUUUUUUUUUUACAGAAGAGAAAAAAAAAAAAAGCUGUCUUCUCUGGUGGUGGUUUGGUAGGAUUCGAAGCAGUGGGAAUGAAGUUCACCCCCCCCACGCACGCACAUACACACACAGACACACGCAUGUGCACAUACAUGUGCACACUUGGAAUCACCAGCUGACCUGGACCUGUGCCAGCUGGAGUCUUAUUUCUGCUGGGUUCCUGGGGCUCCACUCCUCCCCAGCACGCCUAGCCUGAAACUGGCUCCACGGACCCAGCCUGUGGCAUCCACAAUCCUGCCUCUACCUUCCUGCCCAGGCUGGGGUAGUCGCCCAAGGGCUCCCCUUUAGAUGAGCUCCAGUGGAUGGAAAGCUCUGUUCCCCAGAUUACUCUGAGGUGGUCUCUAGGCCUCCAAAGCCUCGGGCAUCACCUGUAGGCUCUUCCCUGCCUUAUGUUUCUCACAGAUUUAGAGCCGAUCAGUGUCCCCUGCACCUGCCCCCAGUAUGGGUGGCAUGUGUGCCCCUUGGGGCCUCUCUGAGCCCUCCCCUCCAUGGACGUACUGAAUGUGCAGUGGGCUUGCCUGGGAUUUGGGGAUGGGAGGGAUAGAGGACGUUGACCCCAGGUGGUCCUGCCCAGCCUUUGGCAGUUGUCUGGCAGGGUGGAGUCUGACUGUCCUGCUGUGGUUUGGCCCUGUUUAUCCUGAUUUCCUCUCCUGAGGAACAGCAGCCCUUUGCCAAGGCCUCGGCUUCUUCCCUGCUCUGCCUUCCACCCUCAGCAAUAGGAUUCUUCGGGAGGGCCGGAGAAACAUUCCAGGACUGUACCCUCUUGCUGGACCCAGAGCCACUUAUGGGAUGGUCCGCCCACACCCCCAGCCGAACCUGUCUCCUGUCACUGGCCCUGGUAAUUCCGUGGGCGUGUCUGUGGGAUGGGCACCUGGAGCCCCCAGAUAAGCCCUGCACCCUGCCCUCCGAAGGCUGCAUACAGGGGUGGGUGUGUGGACUGAGGGCACUUUUCAAAAAGCUGGCCAACUGCCUGCCUCUGGCACCUGGGGCCCACUCCGACGCGGCGCGCGGACUGCCAGCCCGCUCAGCCCCAGAGCCGCCGAAGGCCGUGGCAGUGAUCAAGGUUUUGUAAACUUUCUGGUAUUUUUUCCCCCGUGUACAAAUGUAUAUGUUCUGUCUCGAUUUUUGUGCUUUAAAUAAAAACGACAUUUUCAGACAACA